UCCUACCUGUUGUGUACCCUUGCGCCGGCUUUUCCGGAGGGCGGGGCGCAAAAGGCGCUUGGCUCGGUCAGUGUGGCCACUCCUCCACGAAUAUCCCCGCGCGCCAUGCAAGCGCUCGAGCUGCAGCGACGCAGAAUCUGGUUUCUCUUCACGGACCUUUUCUCUUUCCCCGCUUUAUUUCCCUCAGAUGUUUUUAAGCUGAAGACCAAGGGGCGUCGUUUUUUUUGUUUGUUUUUUUCCCGUUCUGUGCCUGCAGGACACGCUCGGUGACACCGGGGCAGCGGGGCGGUGAUACGAGCGAGGCUUCCGCUUAUUAUAACCCGGCACACUUUGGAUUACUUUAACGCACAGUUGUGGCUGGAAUACCAUCAUAAAGACAACAGCGUGCACUCCGGUUCUUUGCACGUCGCUUUUCUUAAGUAGAUAAUACAACCAUGAGCGGGUGCAUACAUUAACGUGCGCUUUGUGCAGAUUUGAUCUUCGUGGAAAGCGGUCACCUGAAGCCGAAUUGCAAACGAAACGCUUUAGAGAUUGCGUUUAAAAAAAAAAAAAACCCAAAGUUAUCUGACAUUUUCCUGGACCGAGGUCUGAGCCUUUUUUUUUAAUCCGGAGAAAGCUGCUGAGCCCGGACAGGAGGAGGAUGCAUCACAGCUGAAACCACGAGUCCGGGACUUGGGUGUUGAAAUCUGACCGGACGAAACCCCUCCUGCGUCCUGGACCAGGACCGGAGUCGAAUCACCGAUGAGUCCUGACGGUGCGAUGUGGACCCUGCUGCCGAUGCUGUGCCUGCUCUCCGGGGCCACCUGGGCAGCGACUCUGAGCGGGCUGGGAGACACGAUUCUUGAUCCGAAGAAGUUCCACAACGUGACCAACUUCAGCACCUUCCUCCUGGACCGCUCAACGGGCAUGCUGUUCCUCGGGGCCAAGGACGCCAUCCUGGCAGUGGACACCAACGGGCUGAACCAAAAACCAAAAGUGAUUGUUUGGGAUGUGCCAGAGGAGAAGAGGAAGUCUUGUGUGGCGAAGGGAAAGACGGAGGUUGACUGUAACAACUACAUUCGUUUGCUGGAGUUUCUGGGUGACGGACGCGUCUACGUGUGUGGCACCUACGCCUUCGACCCUCAGUGUGCCUUCCUGGAGCUCUCCUCCUUCACUCUGGAGCCCACCGAGGGUGGAGGAGUGAAGAUGGAGACGGGGAAGGGCAAGUGUCCGUUUGAGCCCAGUCAGCAUUACACAGCUGUCAUGGCAGCUGGUACCCUUUACACAGCAGCCACCAGUAACUUCCUGGGAACGCUGUUCGACAUCUCGCGGGGGACGGGCGCUGAGCAGGAGCGCAUCCGAACUGAUCGAUCCAUUAACUGGCUGAAUGACCCGGAGUUUGUGAGCUCAGCCUUCAUACAACAGUCUGCUUCAAGCAACCCGACAGGAGACGAUGACAAAAUCUACUUCUUCUUCACCGAGGUGGCCAAGGAGUAUGACCUCUACACCAAAGUCAAAGUGCCCAGGGUGGCCCGAGUCUGCAAGUCCGACGUGGGAGGGAUGAAGACCCUGCAGCGACGUUGGACCACCUUCCUCAAGGCGCAGCUGGUGUGUGAGGACAAGCCGAGCGGUCAGCGCUACAACAUCCUCACCGACGUUUUCACCACGGAACGCACGCCGGGCGAUCCCAGCAGCACACACUUCUACGGGCUGUUCACCUCCCAGUGGGAGCGCGAUGAGUUGUCAGCAGUGUGUGUUUUUAGUCUGUCUGACAUCAGCAAAGUGAUGGACGGCCCCUUCAAAGAGCUGAAGAAGACCUGCGACUGGGCUCACCCCGAGCCUGUCCCCACACCGCGGCCUGGCCAGUGUUUGAACCAAGCUUUGAAGGACGAGGGGUUCGAUUCGUCCCUCAACCUUCCCGACAAGGUGUUGACGUUCGUGAGGGACCACCCCCUGAUGGAGAACAGUGUGACUGCGGCGCCCCUGCUGGUGCGGAAGGGAAUCCAAUACACCAAGCUGGCUGUCACUCAGACGGGAAGUGGGGACGAGCGGAGGGGAGCAGUGCUGCACCUCGGAACGGAUCGCGGGGAGCUCCACCAAGUGGCGGUCGUGGGUGAGAACGCCACCUUGCUGCAGGAGCUCUCUCUGUUCGACUCACAGGAGCCUGUCAACAAUAUAUUGCUGCACAAGGGCUGGGCUCUGGUGGGCAGCCCUCUGUCUCUGGCUCGUGUCCAGGCUGAAGGCUGCGCUCUCUAUUCCAGCUGUGCGGUAUGUGCCAGAGCCAGAGGACUUGGCUGUGUGUGGAGCACAGAGGAAGACGCCUGCAGGCCCACAACAGCAGAGCCUGGUCCAGGAGAUAUUGUAGACAACGCCUUGAGGAAGUGUGAUGUUGCAGAAGGGCGUUGCAACCCGUCCACGAGGGAGCUGCGCGUUUCCGUGGGUCUGCGCCUGCUGCUGCCGUGUGUCCAGCUGUCUCCCCGGUCCUGCAGCUGGGAGCAUCCCCCCCACCGGCACACCAGGCAGCACCACUCUGACCUGGAGGUGACCGUCGCAAAUGACAGCCUUGGGGAGUACAUCUGCACAUGCCAGGAGGCGGGACCAAGCAGCAGAGACCCCACCCCCUGCCGCAGAGCAGCCUAUCACUUGACACUGGAAGGCCCGAGUGCUGGAGGAACCGUGGCGGAAGGCAGAGGUCGUCACGUCCUGGCCAUCUACAUCCUUGUAUUCCUAAUGGGUUUAGUGCUUGGUAUUUUUCUCCUGCACUUUGUGACGCGGCGCCUCAGCAUUGCCCGCCAGGGUCACCACCUGCCAGAUAAUUCACUGUCGUCUGAUAAAGGGCGGGACUUGCUGGGCUCUUCAGCCACGCCGCAGUCUCCCAUUAGUGCCAGCCUGCUGUCCGAUGGAUUCAGAUUGACGGAAAAACGCAACGGGACGGCGACCACAAACACCUCUACCACGCUUCUAAGCAACCAGGGGAAUGGCAGUCCCCAUGGCAACAGCUUCAGCGGCGCCCUGAUCCACAGCAACCCCAACAAUGGCCAUGGGAAUUCCCUGUAUGCCAACUGCAACACAAGUAGCAGCGGCUUGAAGUUAACCCCUGAGAUAUUUGUGGCGAACUUGCUGGAUGGAAGGACGGGGGAAAGGGGGAGGCCCGAGAUGGUCGAGAGGAAGUUUGGGGAGCGGGAUGAGGUAGAUGAGGGUCUGGGCGAGGGGUUUGCGGAUGGAGCAAAAGGACUGGACGAGGAGUUGUCCCGCUUUCCCAUGUUUAAAUCACCAGCACCGCUGGCUCUGUGUGAAGAAAGUUCGAUAUGAAAAGAUCCAAUUGUUGAUCGCAACAUUUUGCAUCCUCCAAACAGACCGAACAAAACCCGGAGGAAUAUAAAUGGAUACUGGCAAAGGCUUUUUGACUGUGAGCUGUGGCAUGAAGAGAAAUAUUAGAAAUAUAUGACCAUUUUAUGUCAAAGCAUGUGAGAGAGCAACAGUGUUGUGAGACAUUCCGGUUGAGAGCCAUGGCUAAAUAAAUGUUUCAAAUGUAAUAUACAAUGUAAAUAUGAGUUGUCUGAUGUCUAAACUUGACCGCGAACACAGAUCUGAAUGUGAUGUCACUCAAUUUAAAUAUUGAAAGAAAAUCAAAGAUGUAAUGUCUACAUGUGAAGACAUAGAAAAGCCAUAUUGUUGUUCUCCUUAACUUAACUUCUCUCUCAAGCUCUUCUCCCGAUGGCACUGCAGAAGAAAAGUGCACUUUGAUUCUCUCGGCACCUCAGUUUCUCUUUGCAUUUAUGUUCCUCCCUCUGAAACGCCACUCAGAGCCCACGCCUCAUCGGGUCCAAAGGCACAGAGGUACUGCUCAGCCAUAGACAGUCGGAUUGUAAGGACCCCGGGCUUCGAACAGGGAGGCAUCCCUCUCAGAGACACUACGGUGACUGUGGAUUGGAUGUCCCUGUCUACACUGCCACAGAGGUCCAGAGGGUGACAGGACUCGAGAGCACCUAUCAGACCCGUGUCUGCUGCACAGCAGAUGCAAGUGACAGCUGCCCAGAUCUGUCACUAUUCACCCUCACAGUUAGUGAGAAAGGAGGCUGUUAUUUUCAGAAUAUGUCUCACGAAAUGGACCUUCCUGGACACAAAGUCAACAUCCCCUCGUUUUUGUGCGUUUCAAACUUAAAUAAUGUAUUGUUUUUGUCAUGUUGUUUUGUAAUAAAUCCAUAAAAAGUUGCUGUUAACUUUU
Messenger RNA from Pungitius pungitius (ninespine stickleback), 4207 nucleotides. It is a transcript of the gene sema4f, whose product is annotated as sema domain, immunoglobulin domain (Ig), transmembrane domain (TM) and short cytoplasmic domain, (semaphorin) 4F. The record is from RefSeq and is a predicted model, not a curated record. Bases 742 to 3291 code for a protein of 849 amino acids. The transcript is spliced from 15 exons. Gene Ontology annotation, cellular component: plasma membrane. Gene Ontology annotation, molecular function: semaphorin receptor binding; chemorepellent activity. Gene Ontology annotation, biological process: negative chemotaxis; axon guidance; positive regulation of cell migration. NCBI's taxonomy places the organism in Eukaryota, Metazoa, Chordata, Actinopteri, Perciformes, Gasterosteidae.